Messenger RNA from Cydia strobilella, 3948 nucleotides. RefSeq names its product thioredoxin-like protein 1 (gene Txl). Bases 84 to 944 code for a protein of 286 amino acids. Gene Ontology annotation, molecular function: protein-disulfide reductase activity. The transcript has 6 exons. The record is from RefSeq and is a predicted model, not a curated record. NCBI's taxonomy places the organism in Eukaryota, Metazoa, Arthropoda, Insecta, Lepidoptera, Tortricidae. Gene Ontology annotation, cellular component: cytosol.
UCAACCAUUUUGAAGUAUCAUUCCCUGAUUGUUGUCGUUCGAAGUCGGGCGUUUGCUUAUUAUAUUAAAUAUUUAUACAAAUUAUGGGUUUAGCCACAGUAAUUGAGAAUGAGGGUCAUUUCCAACACGAAAUGGCCAACGCCGGCACAAAACUGGUUGUCGUAGACUUCACGGCGACUUGGUGUCCUCCAUGCCAGAGGAUCGCGCCUUUCUUUGAGCAACUGCCAGCGAAGUUCCCUAGGGCGGUGUUCCUAAAGGUGGACGUAGAUCGCUGUGCGGAGACGGCGGCCGCGCAAGGCAUCAGCGCUAUGCCUACUUUUGUUUUUUACAGAAACAGAACAAAGAUUGACCGGCUACAGGGAGCUGACCCGGCAACUUUGGAGAGCAAAGUGAGACACUACUAUGGUUCUGACGAUGCUGGAGAUGAGGACAAUGCCGUUGCCGGCCAUAUGGACCUCGGAACUUUCAUCACCAAGAGUGAAUGCGAGUGCCUGAACGAGGCCGACGAGCACCCUCUGGCACAUGCCCUGACCAGCGGCGGAGGCUACCUCGCGAGCGACUGCGAUGAGCAGCUCAUUAUCAACAUCGCAUUCAACCAGCUGGUGAAGCUGCACUCUGUGAAGAUCAAGGGCCCCGCCGACAAGGGCCCCAAGUCCGUGAAGCUGUUCAUCAACCAGCCGCGCACGCUGGACUUCGACCAGGCCUCCGGGAACACCUCCGUGCAGGACUUGGAGCUCGCUCCAAACGACGUAGAAGGCAACCCGGUCCCCCUCAAGUUCGUAAAGUUCCAAAGCGUCCAGAACAUCCAGCUGUUCAUUAAAGACAACCAGUCGGGCGGCGAAGUCACGCAGAUCGACCACCUGGCGUUCUACGGCACGCCCGUCGCCACCACCAACAUGGGCGAAUUCAAGCGCGUCGCCGGCAAAAAGGGCGAGGGGCAUUAAUGGCUUAGGCUUGCGCAGGGUGAUACUACUUGGCAGGCUUUACUAAAUUCACUGUUUUUUUAGUCCGUUAAUUUUAAGGGUGUAUUCCUGAGCUUAAAGCACAGACCUGUAAUUUUUAUGCUUACGCAUAAAGACAGUUGAAGUGUAGGAAAGGGAAGCCAUCUCGUAUAUGAACAUCCCAUGAGUGUGAAAGGGCCAGACCACAAAUAAGAAAAAACGUGACCAUAUUUGACUGACAGGCCGGCCGCUGUCGGCCAAGAGCGUAUCACUGCAAUUUUUAAUUUACAAAAUAUCCACAAAUCAGGAAGAAAACUAUUAAUACAGUGAAGAUGGGGAUUUGAUUCUUAACUAUACCGACACAUCUUCCUUCUUAAAAACAAAAAUAAGAAAUAAGUACUAGGAUAUACCUAAAACAAGAAUGCAUUAUCUUAUUUUAUUCUAGUAAUAGAACUUUAAACAAACCUAUGCUUCUACAUAGAUUUUAAAGGACCUAUACAAUUUUAUUUGUUUUUUUUAUAUAUAUUGAAUACAUUAUUAUAUUUUUAGAAUUAUAACAAAACAAGUAUUUAUUGCAUUUAGAUAUACAUUUUUUUAUGUUUUAUAUUAAGGUAAAUAUAUACUUGUUUAUGCAGGACAUAUCUUAUUUAUAUUUUACUAAUUUUACAUAUAUUGUUAACUUACUAACGUAUCUGUUUUAUUUAUACAAUAUUAUUUGGAUGCGUUUUAAUUUAUAAUAUUAAUAUAUAUUAUAAAUUAAAACGUUACAUUUAUUUAUUUUUACAUACAAUGCCUGCAAUACCUAAAUAAAAAUCAAAUUUAAUGAACUAAACUAAACCAUUCUUAGGAGAUUUGUGCAUUCCAUUUUACUGAUUUUAACAACAUACAUUAUUAGGUAGGCAAAUACCUACAGGUAUCCAACAGGCAGGCAGACUUGAAUUCCAGUUAUGUACUCCAAUUGCCCCAUCUAUUGGGAGGCAUCACUGUCCUGCCGGAACGAGUUACAUAAGCAUCAGUUUGGUUUGUAUUUACGUUAACAAUAUUUCUUCCUGAUUUGCUUAUAUUUUUCAAUUUAAAAAUUACCGUGAUACUCUCUUGGCCAUCCGUAUUCUAAUUAACUCCAUUUUGGAGAUAACCAAUGAUUUAUUUUUAUCUGAUAAGGCCCCUACGAGCGCGUACACUUGCUUUAGGGCCUGUUUACAUAUUGAUUCGUGUUUAGCUACUAAACGCAAGUACUAUCUGGGACGAUCGAUAUUCGAAAUGUCAUUGAUAUGUCAUAGUUUUCAAUUGUUUGGUUUAUUUAAACAUAAUGUCCGUAUUACAAUAACGAUAUUAAUUAUUUUUUGAUGAAAAAAAAAAAACUAUGCCAUUCAGUUUCCUUACAUGUCAGUCAUACCCCGAAGUUACGGAGUUAAAAAAACAUCGUGUAUAAAUAAAUUCUAUUCAUAAAACUGCUUCUAACAAACACUCAAAUCUCAAUGGUUAAGGCUCUUCCUGACUUAUCGGUACAGUAUCACUAAUACGCGGUAUUUUAGGGUUCCGUACCCAAAUGGUAAAAACGUGACCUCUCCCAUACAACAAACGUGAUUUUUUGGCGUUUUUUGCGUAAUGGUACGGAACCCUUCGUGCGCGAGUCCGACUCGCACUUGGCCGGUUUUUUCCUGAUUGGCGCGGUGGCUACAGAACGGAGCGCAUCACUGCCAAUUAAUGAGGUAGCAAUAAUAUUGUCGCACCGAUCCCUUACUGCCAAGUCAGGAGGAGCCUUGGGCCAAAAUAAUCGUGUCUGAAAUAGUAUUGAUGAGCGUUUAUGAAUAAAAUUAGUAUUUUAAAGGGUAUAUAAUUAUAUAUCUAGUAACUGCUGGUUAGUAUCACACCUCGGGUACGCAACACAAAGGGUAUACAAACUUUAAUCAUAUUGUAGCGCAUGAACGAAGGAAGCAAGUGUUAUGUUUGCAGCGCCGUUGAAUUAUCUUAAAACAGACUAUAGUUUGAAUUAUUAUGUAUAAUUACGAAUUAUUAUGUAUAAUUAUGAAUUAUUGUGUAUAAUUAUGAAUUAUUGAAUUAUUAUGUAUAAUUAUGAAUUAUUGAAUUAUUAUUAUGUACAUAUAGCAGUUGCUGAAGAUUGCAGCGUCUUGAUUUUCUGUUUAAAGUUCUUAUUUAUGAUAUAUUAUUAUUCAAUGUUACAACAUUAGUUAACAUGUUAGGAAUAAGAACCUAUCAUUUAACAAAAAAAGUAGGAUUUCUUGAAAUAUGGAUUUAUUAAUUUAUAGUUAGUGUAUUUUAAAAAUAUUGACGUGAACUUAAUUUUAAUUUUAUAAUCAUUUUGUAAGUAAUUAUUGUAUUAAUACCAAUAAAAAUCUAUGUAUUCGUAAAUUUUUCGACAUGACUUGAAUUUGUUUAACAAACAAUUCAAUGAAUUGUGUUUCAAUGGAUAUGUUUAAAUAUUGCCAUAUCUAAUGUAACAACAUUAAAGAUACUGCAGCAAAAUAAAUAAUUGACCGGAGUUAUCCUCAGAGCGCCCAACAUGCAUGUUUGUUAAAGAAAUUCAAGUUCUGUCGAAAAAUUGUCGAAACACAAGAAAUCCUACUUUUAUUGUUAUAUGAAGAUUCUAAUUCCUUUGGGCCAUGAGGUAAUGGCUCUACCACAUUCCGGAAUCGAACCUAAAUGAGGUGUAGAUACUUUGUAUCCUAAUAAGAAUCGUAUUAAAUGGAAAUCUGACGUAAUGAGUCGUCUAUCGUGAACAAAAACGUGUAGUCUAAACUUUAGUACCCUGACGUGUUGCGUACCUCUGCCAAAGCCAAGCUUUCCAAUUAUUGUUAUACACAACAUUUCCCAAACUGUCUAAUGUAGCAAAAACUGAAUGUAAUAUAUUUUGUGAAAUGAUUAAUGGAUUAUUAUAUUAUUUAAAUGGAACAUUAGGUAUUCACAAUAUUGUGUAAGCGUAAGGGUCAUAACGAGGUCCGCAGUUUGUUAAUUUGUAUAUGCAUUAAAUAAAGAUAAUAUUUUA